Messenger RNA from Rotaria socialis, 753 nucleotides. Lineage: Eukaryota; Metazoa; Rotifera; Eurotatoria; Philodinida; Philodinidae. The record is from the annotation of a GenBank genome assembly.
AUGAAUUUUUCUGCUACACCAACCGCUACGAUCACCUCAACAAAUGUUCCGAUAGCAACUACAAGUACAAUAACAACAGCAGCAGCGCCAACAAGUAAACCAGUAACACGUACAUAUCGUGAUUUUGAACGUUUAUUAACUAAAUGGCAAACUGAUUUUGAUACAAAACAUCGUUUAUCGUAUGAAAAUUUAUCUCAAUCAGUUCGACAACGCGAUGUUGAUUUAUCAACAUAUCGUGAAACAUUACAAGUAGUUCAACGUGACAUCAAUCAUAUGCAACUACAACAAAAUCAUUUACAAGAUGAAUUAAAAUUAUUGGAUACACACGAAAAAGAAUUGGAAACAAAUAUCAUACGUCUAGAAAAUGACAUUUUACAAUUACCACCAUUGCAAAAUGAUAUUUAUUCAAUACAACAACAGAAUAUGUAUUUGAAUCAACUAUUACCAUCAACAUUUAACGAGCGUAUGAAGAAUUUUCAAUUGAUGGAACAAUUAGAUUCGUUAGUUAAGUGUUCAACGAAAGAUUUACAAGAGAUUGUUGAUAAAUUGAAUGAACAAGAUGAUGAUAAUGACAAUGAUACACAGUUACCAACAAAUCAAAAUGUUGAUACGACAGUUCUUAAUGAACAGAAUAUAAAACAAUUAACAAAAACAUUAGAUUCAUGCUUUAAAAUGUUGACUUUCGUUGAUACUAAUGUUACAGAAAUCGAAAAUAAAGUCACACAAACAACACAACGGUUAUUCAAUUCGUAA